UCGUUAGGUCUGGAGGAAGUGCAAGAUGCGCAUCUUCACCGUGGCUCAGAUGGACGACAACAGCAUCCAGAUGAAAAAGGACCUGACUACCUUCCUCUAUCACCUCCGUAUUGAUGCUAUGAUCGAAGUUGUGGAAAUGCAUGACAGCGACAUCUCAGCCUACACGUACGAGAAGACACUGGUGAUGGAACAACGCUCGCAGAUGCUGAAACAGAUCAACCUUACAAAGACUGAGCGCGAGAGGGAGAUCCAGAGCAUCACCGAUUCAUCCCGCGGAUCUAUCCGGCGUAAGAACCCGGCCGCUGUGACCACCCAGCUGAGUGUGACCGAGGAGCCGCCAGCCACCAGCAAGGAGGAGAAGCCUGAAGAGGAGUCAAAGUCGGCCUCUUCCCCUGUGUCCCCCCCUGCUCAGGUCCAGCUCAUCCACGACAACACCACCCCAGCCAGCCCCGCCACCCCAGCCACCCCGCUGACCCCCGCCGAGGAGACCCAGAGCCCCGGGGAGCAGAUCCAGAGGACCUGGACGGAGAAGUGUGACGGCAAGGCAGCGAAGCCUCUUGGAGUGACCACAGAAGAGGACAUCAAAGACAUCUUCAACAUGAAGCCAGAGUGGGAGAACCUGAACCAGUCUAACGUGCGGCGUAUGCACACAGCGCUCCGGCUGAAUGAAGUCAUCCUCAAAAAGUCCUCCGAGGCCAAGCUGGUCCUCCUGAACAUGCCAGGGCCACCCAAGAACCGGACAAGUGAUGAGAACUACAUGGAGUUCCUGGAGGUGCUCACCGAAGGUCUAAACCGGGUCCUUCUGGUUCGCGGAGGUGGCCGCGAGGUCAUCACCAUCUAUUCCUGAAAGAGCAGCCAACUCCCCCAUCUCCCCCCUCUCUAUAACCCCCUUCCUCUCCCAUGUCAGCUGUGCUCUCACCUCGUCAUCCCCAUCGCUUCAUUAACGAGGUCCUGUUUAUUUCUGUGCUGUAGUGCUCUCACAACCAACAAAUAGCCCCGCUCAGCUUCAGCGCCUCUCCCUCUUGCUCUGACCACGGCAGACAGACGAAUCCAAAAACGUUUCCCACUGCAAACACAAUAGCAAAAUAAACCUUUCUCCGCUGGUUCUAAUUCUCUUUCAAACCCACGGUAACUCGGCCGGGAUGAGGUGUUGGUGAGUGCGGGUUCUUCGCUGUGGUGUGAAAACCCCUGCAUGGAAAUGUCAGUUAUUGGUUUUUUUUGUUUGUUGUUUUUUUGUUUCUUCCUUUUGCCUGUCUGAACACAAGAGUGGGACAGACUUCUAAUCGGCACAAAACGUUAUCUGGCUGAAACGAGCUCAUUGUUGGAUUAGACCCCUCUAGUUCCCCCGGUAGUGAUGGGACUCUCCCCGCGGCCUGUCGUCUCAGGCGUGAGUUUUCAUGUCGGACUCUGCGGCCCCCACAGCCAGGACCUCCAGCCGGAGGACGAAGGAGAGUACAGCUGGGAAGCACGAACUGUGAAACUCACCUCGACCAAGGAGACUGAGACGCGGGUCUACUCCGCGGUCUUUAUCUCUAACCUGCUCACUCUUCAGCAUGACAUUCUCAACCACUGUGUAUGUUUUUACUCCACUGUUGUCACUUUCUCCCCCCCACCACCCCACCCCCAACACUUCUUUCUGCUCAUUUCUAAGUGGCAGUUUAUCUCUGUGGCCACUGUUCGUGCCAAAAAAAAAUCCCCCACAAAAAAAAAAACCCAACAACAACAAAAUACUAGGCUAGUUUGUUGAGAUUGACACGUAAUUAAACUGUGAAUAGUCUCCUAGCAGAAGGCUGGGGUGCCAGCAAAGCGGGGAGACAGUUACAAAGCCCCCCGCCCCCGACCCGUGGAGGAUGUGAUCGUCGCCAGCACCUCUCGAACCCUCGUGUGAUUCACUGUAAAUAAUGUACAAGCUCUGAUGCGUUGUUCAGUAUGAGUGUAGUAUUUUUUGUGACUAACUGAAAAGCUUCUAAUUGGAGAGAACAGGCUCCUUCGCUCAGAAAGAACACUGAAAAAUGCUGUUUUUAACGACAACAAAAAAUUUUUUUUAUUUAUUUUAUUGUAUCUAUUUAUCGGCUCCCAUCUUUAUGGUAAACGUCAUCGCAAGCAAAGGCACUGCACUCUUCACCACUGUGCGACAAGUGUAAAUGUUAUUUUUUCAUCUAGAGAAAAUAUUUAUGUCACUCUGAUUGUCAGAUAUAUUUAUAUAUCAUCCAGUUUGCCAAAUUUUCAUUCAUUAACGUGCCAAAUCAAAGUAUUUUCGGAGAAAUAGCAAAGAAAACUACGUUAAAUUCCACUACAUGAGAACAAAGUAUUCUAAAAAAAAAAAA
Fundulus heteroclitus (mummichog) is the source of this 2327-nucleotide messenger RNA. Its product is annotated as solute carrier family 12 member 5-like. Lineage: Eukaryota; Metazoa; Chordata; Actinopteri; Cyprinodontiformes; Fundulidae. The transcript is spliced from 7 exons. Gene Ontology annotation, biological process: potassium ion homeostasis; chloride ion homeostasis; cell volume homeostasis. Bases 26 to 847 code for a protein of 273 amino acids. The record is from RefSeq and is a predicted model, not a curated record. Gene Ontology annotation, molecular function: potassium:chloride symporter activity. Gene Ontology annotation, cellular component: membrane.